Molecule: messenger RNA, 4093 nt
Organism: Mytilus trossulus (common blue mussel)
Lineage: Eukaryota; Metazoa; Mollusca; Bivalvia; Mytilida; Mytilidae
Product: zinc transporter ZIP4-like
Exons: 13
Coding region: 107-2395 (762 amino acids)
Biological process (GO): zinc ion import across plasma membrane; intracellular monoatomic cation homeostasis
Cellular component (GO): plasma membrane
Molecular function (GO): monoatomic cation:bicarbonate symporter activity; zinc ion transmembrane transporter activity
Source: RefSeq, a predicted model, not a curated record
CGCCGGUUUCGUCACGUAUGACAUGUAAAUUCCAUCCAUCAUUGUCAAAAUAUUAUGUUAUUAUAUACCAAGUCUGCUUCAUAACAACAAAAAGAUCAGUAACAAUAUGGUUGUGCUAAAAGUGCUCUGGAUUUCUCUUUUUCUAACUUAUUAUGGAACAUAUGGAAUACUGGAUAAAAUUGACGACGUUGGUGAUAUGCUUAUAGACCCAUAUCAUGAAGUUUUGGACGAAUUAAAAAUCCCAACGAAAAGUGUGUCUAUGUUACAAUUAGAUGGCAUAUUAAAGACAUUUUUUGGAAAACUUAAGUGUUUACCCAAAGGAUCUCAUCACUUGCGGAACUGCCGCACUGCAGUGUGUCUUCAAAGUAGGGAUAUUUUCAAAGCUUUGGCAAUAAACGAGGGAGAAGAUCUACUGGAAGGAAAUUUUGGCAAAUUGUCAAUAAUCUUAACCUAUCAUUUAUUGAAUAUAAAUCAUUUCUGCCACCAAAAUGCAAGUGUGAAUCCAGACAUAGACUAUUACAAGAGACAAUUAUUCAAUACACUAGGCCAAACUCAGCAGAAUAUCAGAGCAAAUGCCUUACAAAAAGCUUUGGAGGACAUCGAUGACCAAUACGAAUCUGACGAAGAAAAACAUGACGAUGACAGCCACGAGAGUGAAGAGCAUGUCACAGAUGAUCAUGGUCAUGGUGGCGAUAGUCAUGGUCAUAUCGAUGAUCAUGAUGACGAUCAUACCGAUAGUGAAGAAUCGACAACGAUGAAGACCAACGUUCAUGGUCACGAUUCUGAUCAUAAUGAUUCCCAUGAAAGCGACGAGAGUGACCACCAUGACGACCACGAUGAUAGUCAUGAAGAUGACGACGAUGAAGUCAAGGUUAUCAAGACUAAGUGUGUGAGUGCUGGUACAAUAUUUGAUGAAUUAGAUUUGGAUCCAGAAGAAGAUGUACUUGAUAUCAACACUGUGGAUAAAAUAUCACAGUUAUUGGUCUAUCAUUUCAUGACAGGAGCCCGAAUUCAGAAGGACUGUCGAAUUUUCCCGAGAAAAUCAUAUUUUAGGAAUAAUUUACUCACUUAUAUGGAUGCCGUUAAUGACAGCAUUCCAAAAGAGGAAUUCGUAAAAUUAAUGGUCACCCUCAAAAUUGCCACUGGAAUGGAAGAUUCACAUGACGAUCACUUGCACAGCAGACGAAAACGAGACUUGACUAACGUAAUUGAUCAGUCACUGGUACAUAGAAGGUCAAAGAGAGCCACAACAACCACCCAGAAAACCUGCUAUUCUCCAAAUCAGCUUCUUGCCAUUUACAACUCACAAACCGGGAAUACAGUUUCUAAACAAAAGUUUAUGGAGUUAUGCCCAUCUCUACUUUAUCAACAAGUAUCGGGUUCCUGUUCUGGUUUGUCAAGUUCUCCAGUAACAAAAACAGUUGGUGAUGCAGAAAGAUAUGGCUAUGGCUCGUUUGCAGUAUUUCUGAUUUGUCUUUGUUCUUUGCUCGCCGUCCUGGUUAUACCAUUAGCCAAAAGUUCAAGGACCUGUUUCCGUGCUGUAAUGAACCUGUUCCUAGGAUUGGCUGUCGGAACAUUGACCACAGAUGCGUUGCUUCAUCUUUUACCAACGGCAUUUGGACUCCAUGGCCAUAAUGAAGAAGAACAUGCUCAUGGAGAUGAUUUCAUGGAGAAAUAUAUAGGAUUUGGAUUAGCAGCCUUAGCAGGAAUAUAUGGAUUUUAUUUGCUGGAGUUAGUGAUGUCGUUCUACAGAAAAAAUCCAAACUCCGCACAUGGACAUUCACAUCUACAAUAUGAAUUAGAUCUUAAUAUGCCAAAUGGUAAUGGUCACGUGACGGAAUCCAAAAAAGACUUGUAUAACAGUCAGAAUGAUAUGAAUAAUUCUCUACAGUUUGAAACAGAAUUUAGUAACAAAGGUCUAUCAUCAUUAUCUUUGAUGGUGUUAAUUGGAGAUGGUAUUCAUAAUUUUGCUGAUGGUCUUGCCAUAGGAGCUGCCUUCACUCAAGGCAGUGCAGUCGGAAUUGCUACCAGCAUAACUGUCUUUUGCCAUGAAUUGCCACACGAACUAGGUGACUUUGCUAUUUUGUUGAAAAGUGGAUUGAGUAUAAAGAAGGCAAUGUUAUUGAACUUUUUAUCAGCAUUAACGGCGUUUAUUGGAUUGUAUGUUGGGCUGGCAGUUUCAACUGACGAGUCUAUAAGACAAUGGAUAUUUGCUUUUACUGGGGGACUUUUCUUGUACAUAUCUUUAGUUGAUAUGCUCCCCGAGUUGAUAAAUGGUCAUAUUGGAAGUAAUUCAACCAAAAUUGUUGGUAUGAUCUACAACAACAUAGGAAUACUUAUUGGAGCAUUGAUUUUAUUUCUCUUGUCUGUGUAUGAAGAGCAGAUUAAGAUUUGAUUAAAGAGUUUGUUAACCAGAACACUUUAAGAGCACUUCAACAUAUCCCAAAGAUAAGCAACAUAUUGUCAAAAACUUUCCAGUGGAGUCUUCUCUAAACCUGAAGACAGAGAAGAAAUAUAUUGGUGCUAACUUGUUUUCAAAUGCAUUCUUCAUUAAACAUUGAAUGAUUUCUAUAUUUUGAUGUACUCUUAGUGCAUAUUUUGUUUCACAUAUCAUAACUGAAAUGUUUCUUAUAAUAAUGUAUUUGGAAUAUUAUAAUAGGUGAAUUACCACUGGAAACCUUUAUGUUUUAACGUCGUAUAUACAUUGUUUGUCAAAACAUCCGAAAAUAAACGUAUCAUAAGUGUCAAAUACAAUGCAUAAUAGCAAAAUAAUCGGUCAUUUAGUCAAGUGUUGGCAUGUUAUAGCAUUGCUUGCAUUGCGUUGAGAGUUUUCAAUAAGAAUUCGUUUAUAGAACAUUAAAACUGACACUACUUGAAAAUUUGUCCGUCCAACUACAUUUUCAUUAUUCUAAUUACUUGUGUAUCAGGCAUUUGGACUGACAUGGUAACGACGUAUGUCAAACAUUUUAAUAUUGGUCAAAUGUUUCGGGCUGGAACUUUUCCUAAGAAUUUUCAAUCAUUGGAGUCAUUAAUUUAGGGCAAAAGGAUACGACAUACAUUUUCAAAAUUCCUCUUUUAUUCAAAUGAAAAAAUACUUAAGUUGAAAUGUUAUUGGGUCAUUCUAUUUAAAAUUUAAAAUUUAAUCAUUGCAUAUUGUCUUUUGACCUCUAUAAAACAGCAUCCAAUCAAUCAUCAGUACAUGUAAGAUGUAUUUCUUGUACAUGGACAAAUAAAAACCAAAGUUUAAUGCAGUUUCACGUGUAUUUAUGUUAAAAAAAUGUAUUCUCUUCACUGGUUGUUUUUGUGUAUUUUUGUUUUAUGAUCAAUGUUGGUACCUUGUAAAACAACAAAAUCGAAAGUUUAUCUCAUGUUACGUAAUUUAUUGUUGUGAACUUUUUAAUAUAUUUAUGAUAUGGAUUUUAUAUACUUAACCAAAUAUUUUGAUAUGAUGUGGUGACAAUAAUAAUGAUAUACGAAUGCAUGCGUGGUUUUUGUAGCAUCUUGCCCUGGACUAGUUUUUUUUUUUAUCUUUUUAAGAUCGCACACAAGAAAAUAUCAAAAAGAUGUAUUUAAUGACACAGUCCUAAAAGAUGAGAAGUUAUUCUUUAAUAAAAUUGUGUGGCCAUCAUGAAUUGGUUAUUCAAUUGCCUCGGUUUGACGAUAUUUGCGAUACAGUGAUUUUUACAGUAAAUGUAUCUUCAUUUAAAACAAUAAUACAUUUCCAUAACAUUUAUUUUAGUAAAGUGACUAUGAUGUAUGUUAGAAUGCGAAUAUCUUACCAGCUAUCCUGUUUUUAUUCAAAUGUCUAAUGGUUUGUUUGCACAAUUGUUGUUAAAAUUAAAAUAUAUAUAUAUAUGGAUAAUACUUUCAUCUGCAUAGCUAUCAUUAUGUCUUGAUACGAUUAUUGUGUAUACAAAACACAAGCAGGUCUUGUGUUUUUUUAUUGUAAAAACAUAAUUGUAAUAUCAUUUUAAAUCUUCCAUUUCAUUGAAAAAAAUGAUUCGUAAUUUUACCAUCUACAAUGUUAUCAUUUAGCUUCUAUUGUUAUAUUAAAUUACAAAUAAAGCAUUCAUUUUAUUUUUUAUUAAAUCAA